GAAGACACAAGAGACAGAAACUAACACAACCUAACUGCUUCAGCUGCUUAAACUUACAUGAGUGUAUAAGCUUCUAGGAUAAUGAUGUACCCUGGAAAAAAAAUAUGUAUUACAUAUAUUUCUGUUGGCUGCUUUCAAUAGAUCCUGGCUUUAACAAGUGACAAGUCAAUGAUUAAACCCUCUCACAGAGAACUGGAUGAAGGAUUUUUUGAAAAACAAUGCCAAUAGGACGUUUACCACAUUGUCAAUGUCCCAUCUACUUGAAUGGAAGUCAGAAUGGGGCUGAUCUGAAUCCUUCCACACCCAGGUUUGUCAGUGACUGUCCUCAUGAGAGAUUUGCAAAGAAAACCCGACAUCCCCACUAUGGAGAAGCUUGCCAUCCUUUCUCCCAAUCUUCUAGACUUGUGAGUGACAUGAAGAAGCAAGAACUCUAUCAUGUAGGGAAUGACAACACUGGAUUGCCUGAAGAGAAUAACAGUUAUGUUGAUUCUUUUCCAAGCUGUCAGCCUGGAUCCGAGGAUGGUGUAUUGUCUGAUGAUACUUCUAGCCAGACCAAUCCUCUGAGAUAUCAAGCUGUCCAAGAAUUACUCAAACAGUUUUCUGGGAACAAACAAGAUCAUCUCCAUGAAGUGUCUUCAGGAUUCUUUAAGGAACAGAUAGUUAUUAAAUUCAGAAGAGCUCUUUAUUUUACUGGGCUUCGGGUAUUAUAUGUCAGAGGCGGUGGAUUCUAUAGGCAUAUUUCAGCAGAUUACUUCCUUAGAAACCCAAAUUGUCUACAGCGAUUAAUCCCAUGGCUGAAACGUGAAUUGAUAGCUAUUUAUGGUGACUAUGGAUACACAGGGAAAAAUAUCCUCACUAUCAUCCUUCAAAACAUGACAGAUUAUGAUCUAGACAGCCAGAGCUUUUCUGAAAUCUUGGAACCCUAUCUCUUAAAAUACACCAAACACUUCUUACAUGAGUUCAUCAGUUUUGCCCGGUCACCUUUUAGCAUGAAAACAUAUGAUCAGCGAGCCAUUUAUGAAUGUCCUUCUUCAAACGGGAGAGGGAACCUGUUCACUAUCUCACCUAUUAAUGACAAAUGGGCUUUACCAGCUUUGGAAAAUUAUACAGAGAUGGCUAAAACCAUUCAUGAUCCUUGGAAUAAAGAGGUAUUGCCUCGUUCAAGCUCAAAGCAUAAUAUGACAUAUGAGUCAUCUUCUGUGUCGCAGAAAGGAAAUCCAGAAGAGUCUAGUAAGACCAAAAGUAAAAAUCACCUUACGAGACAAACCAUGUCAGAAUCAGGAGACAGCAAAGGUGUGAUUUCAUCCCAGAGUUGCAGCCACAUUGCUCAUCUUAAAUCAAUGGGAGAUUACAUAGAAUUGCUAGAACCAGCAUCUGACAGCAGUAGAUACACUUCUGAAGCAAAACCAGAAGGGAGGAAGCUGCAGCUUGAAGAGGAUAAGUGUUUAGGAGAUAAUAGAGCUAAUUACUCUGCCUCAGAUAUUUCAACCACCUCAAAUUCUUCUAGCCCAAGAGAAAAAAAAUUGUUGACCCUUUGUCAGCCAGUGAAGACCCGGGAAGAAGAAUUAGAAAAGAACAAAAAUCCAGAUUCCUUUGGUAAGUUCUUUCCAAGAAGUCCUCCCAUGAUGAUGAAGGAAAUACAACAGACUUUGUUUGGAAAUUCAUCCCAAACAAAAGACCAGACUUGGAGAUGCUAUUCAGAGAACGUAUAUUCUCAUAGAAGACACAUUCAGAAAGGCCAGAGAGAACGUGCCUUCAGGAAGGAGAGGUUGAAAUGUCAACCAUCCUGUCAAGAUGGAGAACUAAAUUCACAUCCCUACAGAAGGCUGAAAAGUUUACAUAUCAGGGACUAUAAUAAUUGUCUUAAACAAGAGCUACCUCAGAGCACUGAGGACAAACCACAUUUGUCCCAUCGCCCUAGAAAGAGAAGGUCAAGAAGCAGAGAUCACAGUGACAGGAGCUUGAGAGGAAGCUAUUUAAGUGAACCUUUAUUGACGAUAACCUGUGAAGCUCAGGAAGGUAAUAAAGGAGAUGAUAAUUACCAACCUUGUAGGAGGGUUGUUCUAGCUAAUACAACCGAUUUUAUUAGAACUAGGGGGAGAGCCCAGCGUCUUUGCAACAGAGAAAAAGCUUUUAGAGUAAAAAGCCCCAACAUCUGCCUCCAUCCUGAGAAUCACAGACCAAACUGUCAGUGUAUGAAAAAGUCAGGGACAGUGUGUAUAGGAAGCAUCCCACCCCACCAUGAAAAGAUGGGUAAGAAAAGGAGAUUUAAAAGCCAACAUUCAGAGAAGGAAAAUAAUGAAACAAUGCCUAACUCAUUCCCUACUCCAGUUCAGAUGCGCCAAAUCCAGCAGUCUCCAUCCUACCAGAGACAAGACCUCUCUAAACAAUUUGUCAGCCUUACAGCUCAAGCUUCCAGAGAUAUCAUGAAUCAUAUUAGGAAGAGACAAGAAAAAUACGACCAGAAAGUUGAAGGCAGAGACUAUUUUGGUAGCAAAAUAUUUGGUAGCAAACAGUUCUUAGAAAAAGAACAUAUGAAUGAAGAGACUAAGAAUGAUUGAAAGGGCCUAACACAUCAUUUUGUCAUUGGAAUUAAGCCCAUUUUAUAAAAAUACAUCAAUAAAAAAUAAAAACGUGUGUCUUGU
Molecule: messenger RNA, 2645 nt
Organism: Sarcophilus harrisii (Tasmanian devil)
Lineage: Eukaryota; Metazoa; Chordata; Mammalia; Dasyuromorphia; Dasyuridae
Product: E3 ubiquitin-protein ligase Topors-like
Exons: 2
Coding region: 219-2561 (780 amino acids)
Biological process (GO): protein monoubiquitination; protein polyubiquitination
Molecular function (GO): ubiquitin protein ligase activity
Source: RefSeq, a predicted model, not a curated record